AUGGCUCGAUCGAUGUAUCUCCCUGGGCUUAUAAGUUCUCAGACCUGGCUAACAUUCCUACUGUCCAGGAAUCACCGCCAAAUAACCAAAUCAAAGGCCAUAGCCGCAUAUAAAUUCUUCAGACACAAUGGUAAUCAACCACUUAACUCUCCAUUGUUGGCCAUUGGAGGCCAAUCCUGCUGCCCGAGGAGACUGUCACAGACGUCUACUACAGGUGGCGAGCAUGCUAAAGACCAGCCCGGCCUGCUCGGGACGACAGAGAACGAGCUUGGUCUUCGGAAAUAUCUUGAAGACAACGGCCAUACCUUGGUGACAACCUCUGACAAGGAGGGCGAGAACUCCGUUUUUGACCGUGAGCUCGUCGAUGCCGAGAUUAUCAUCACCACACCUUUCCAUCCCGGGUAUCUUACAAAGGAGCGUCUCGAAAAGGCAAAGAAGCUCAAACUCGCCAUCACUGCUGGUGUUGGAUCAGACCAUGUAGACCUAGAUGCUGCCAACAAGACGAACGGCGGCAUAACCGUCGCAGAGGUAACUGGUUGCAACGUCGUCUCGGUUGCUGAACAUGUCGUCAUGACGAUCCUCAUUCUCGUCCGUAACUUCGUGCCCGCAUACCAACAAGUCUCCACCGGGGGGUGGGACGUUGCUGCUGUUGCUAAGAAUUCCUACGACCUUGAGGACAAGGUUGUUGGGACAGUGGCUGUCGGCCGUAUUGGAGAGCGUGUCCUCCGUCGUCUACAGCCAUUCGGCUGCAAAGAGUUGCUCUACUAUGACUACCAGCCACUGAAGCCAGAGGUUGAGAAGGAGAUUGGCUGCCGUCGAGUUGAGUCCCUUGAGGAGAUGCUCAGUCAAUGUGAUGUCGUCACCAUAAACUGCCCACUGCAUGAAAAGACACGAGGCCUCUUCAACAAGGAAUUGAUUUCCAAGAUGAAAAAGGGGGCCUGGCUCAUCAAUACUGCCCGUGGUGCAAUUGUUGUCAAGGAAGACGUUGCUGAAGCUGUGAAGUCAGGUCAUCUCCGCGGCUAUGGUGGCGACGUCUGGUUCCCUCAACCUGCUCCAAAGGAUCACCCACUCCGAUAUGUCCAAGGCCCAUGGGGUGGUGGUAACGCCAUGGUCCCCCAUAUGUCUGGUUCAACAAUUGAUGCACAGAUUCGAUACGCGGAGGGCACUAAAUCUAUUCUCCAGUCCUAUUUCUCUGGUAAAUUUGACUACAAACCCGAAGACCUCAUCGUGCACAAGGGAGAGUAUGCUACCAAAGCAUAUGGUGAGAGAAAGUAG
This is a messenger RNA of Microsporum canis CBS 113480, 1275 nucleotides long. RefSeq names its product formate dehydrogenase. The record is from RefSeq and is a predicted model, not a curated record. Lineage: Eukaryota; Fungi; Ascomycota; Eurotiomycetes; Onygenales; Arthrodermataceae. Bases 1 to 1275 code for a protein of 424 amino acids. Gene Ontology annotation, cellular component: cytosol. Gene Ontology annotation, molecular function: formate dehydrogenase (NAD+) activity; NAD binding; oxidoreductase activity, acting on the CH-OH group of donors, NAD or NADP as acceptor. The transcript has 4 exons.